CGCCAGGACCGUUUGCGCAGGCGCGUCAUUUUCCUGACCUAGAGAGACGCCGUCUUCCCUGGUCCCGAGCACUCUGUGCGGGAGGACUCUGCACUUUUCUACAAAGAGAACACACAGGAGGGAAUGGCUGCUGUGUCUCCGACAGCCAGAUGCCAGGAAUUGGUGACAUUCGAGGACGUGGCUGUGGUUUUCACAGAUGAAGAGUGGCAGCAUUUGGUGCCUGUUCAGAGGGACCUCUAUGAGGAGGUGAUGCUGGAGAACUAUAAGAGUGUCAUCUCACUGGCAGGACUUCCAGUUCCUCGACCCGAUGUGAUUUUUCGGUUGAAGAGAGAGGACUGGCCAUGGAUAGUAGAUCUUCAUGGAUCUGAGGAGAGAGAAUGUCCCAAAAGUGUCUCUCUAGACUGGGAGACUAAGCCUGAGAUUCAAGAUGUUUCAGAAGAAGAAAAAUCAGAAGGAGCAUUGAGGGAAAGCCUAGGAAGGCAAGGUCUUCUGUGUCCUAAAUUUGAAGAUCAUGCACCAGAGGGUGGGUUGGAAACAGAGAAGGAAAGCCCUGCAGUAGAGACUUGUAAGAAAUCCCUUUCCCAGGAGAAAAGCUUUUUACAGCAAGGGUCAGCCUCACCCAAGAAAAUUCUCACUAAAGAGAAAGACCAGGAAUGCAGUGACUGUGGGAAGACCUUUUUUGACCAUUCAUCCCUUAUCCGCCAUCAGAGGGCUCACACCGGAGAGAAGCCCUAUGACUGUCAUGAGUGUGGGAAAGCGUUCAGUCACAAGAGCAGUCUCAACAGACAUCUGAUGUGUCACACUGGGGAAAGCCCCUACGAAUGCAGCGCAUGUGGGAAGGCCUUCUUUGACCGUUCGUCCCUAACUGUGCAUCAGCGAAUUCAUACUGGAGAGAAGCCCUUUAAAUGCAAUGAGUGUGGAAAAGCCUUCUUUGACCGUUCAUCCCUUACUCGACAUGAGAGAAUUCACACUGGGGAAAGUCCUUAUGAAUGCCAUCAAUGCGGGAAAGCCUUUAGCCAGAAAAGUAUUCUUACUCGCCAUCAGCUAAUUCAUACUGGCAGGAAGCCCUAUGAAUGUAAGGAGUGUGGGAAAGCCUUCUAUGGCGUCUCCUCACUGAACAGACAUCAGAAAGCUCAUGCUGGGGAGCCUCGCUACCGGUGCAUUGUGUGCGGGAAAGCUUUCUUUGACCGCUCGUCCCUCACACAACAUCAGAAGAUCCACAGUGGAGAGAAGCCAUAUGAAUGCAGCGAAUGUGGAAAAGCCUUUAGCCAGAGAUGCCGGCUCACACGGCAUCAGAGAGUUCAUACAGGAGAGAAGCCCUUUCAGUGCAGUGUGUGUGAGAAAGUUUUUAGUUCCAAAUCAUCAAUUAUCCAACAUCAACGACGUUAUGCCAAACAGGGAAUAGACUGAGUUGGGUGAAAACUUGAGUCAGAUAAAAGACCUCCAUAAAAAUUUGAGAUACGUCUCCCCUAUCUUAAACAAACCCACCAUUUGCUCAUUCUACCCAUUCUGGCUACUGUUCUCUCGUCCUGCCUCUGCUCCAGAGUGUUUAAUAAGCUCUCUAUUCCUACCGUGUUGUAGAACUGAUGAGAGUGGGCGGAAACUAGGAAAUAACUCUUAAGAUUCGAAAUUUUGGAAAGGUGUGUCAGACAGUAGGGUAGAUGUUAGGAGGAGAUCCAGAGAUACACCUCUUGUCUGAGAAUGUAGGCCCCAGGUAUCACUGCACUUUAAAUAAUUGGAGGCUGAAACAGUAAGGAAAAGCCAAAAUUAUAUCAGAGCACCACUGGUGUUUUAAGAACAGUUGUUUAGAUAGCUGGUAGUCCCUCUCUCUUGGAGCUUUUUGGGCAUGAACCUUUUCUCUUGUGUCCCAGCUUUUAGAUCUCUUACUACCAUACUGCUAAUAGCACUUACUGAGUGCUUAUUAUGGGGUAAACACUCAGCUAAGAGUUUUACAGGGAAUAGAUUCAUUGAUCCUCUCACUAACCUUGUGAAGUAGGUACUGUUACUGUCCACAUUUACAGAUGAGCACACUGAAGUUUAGAGAGAUUAAAUCACUUGCCCAAGGUGACAGACAUAGCUGGUGAAAGGUGAUGCCAGGUCUUGGAUGCAGGUCUACUUUCAAAGUCUAUUCUCUUUACCAUUAUGCUUUAAGGUUGGUUUGUGUUAUAAUUUAUGUACAUAUAUUGUCUCAACUAGAUUGUAAGCACUUGGAGGUGGGACUUAGAUGUUUUUGUAUCUCACACAGUGCCUUACAAAUGAUAAGUGCUCAGUUAAUAUUUAUCUGACUGACUGACUUUUCUACUUAACAGAUUCUCUCCAUACAAAACACAUCUUCGAUUCACAUCCUUUGAAUUUUCACAGCCCAGCUUGUACCUUUAUCAUCCCUGCUCCCAUUACUACAGUAGUCACUUCUUAAUUCUAGUUCUUUUCCUCCUUCCUUCAUUACUGAAGAGGGAUAUGCUAAGCUAUGGUACAGUAACAAGCCCCCAAAUAAACAAAGAUUUAUGUCUCACAUAAAAUCUGAUGUGAGCAAUUCUGUGUUACUUCAUCUUCAUCAUCCAUAACAUUUGGUGUCCAAAAUCACCAUGAAGGAGGAAGAAGUAGCUAGAGGGAUUUGUGGGAUAUUUUUAAGGGCCAGGCUUACAUCCCUUCUGUCCACAUCCAGUAAGCCAGAGCCCAGCACCUGGAGGCUAGGAAAGCAAACAAGCACCCAAGAGCCUCUGCCACAGUGACAUUUUGCAUAUUACUGUUAGGCCAGUCUUUUCAUAUGACCCCUUCCUGCCCGUCAUUGCCUUCCUCAAGCCCUAAAACAGCUCCCUAUUUAAUGAAAACUUCUCUGAAUAUUUAAGGUCUGCCUUAAUAUAAUCCCCAUUGCUGAACUUAACAUCCUGACUCCCAAAACUCUUAUUACCUGGGCCGUGGCCUAUAUUUUUAUUAAAAGACAGGCACUAGGUGACUGUGACUGCAGGCAUCUGCAUUCCCUUUCUAUUUGCUUAAGUUGAAGUCCAGAAAAGGAUUUGGUUCUUAGUUCUGAAAGGCUGUCUGAAAUUAGAUUACCCUACAUGAAUCCCAUUGGAUCAAGAUGAAUUUCCCUCAGAAGUUAAAAGUCAAAUUUGAGAAGCUGAAUUGCCAAACAGACCCCUCCCCAACAUACUAACAACCUAUUAUUCUUGGUCCACCUUAGAGCAGAUAAGCAGCAGGGAAGACUUUUUAUGUGUGGACUUUUGAAGCUACUUGAGGGAAAACAUGGCACAUGUUGGGUGUGGAUAAUAUCUGAUAUUGUUUAAUAAUGUGAAUUAGAAAAUAAAAGGAACUAUU
Molecule: messenger RNA, 3318 nt
Organism: Lemur catta (Ring-tailed lemur)
Lineage: Eukaryota; Metazoa; Chordata; Mammalia; Primates; Lemuridae
Gene: ZNF2
Product: zinc finger protein 2
Exons: 5
Coding region: 124-1410 (428 amino acids)
Biological process (GO): regulation of cytokine production; regulation of immune system process; negative regulation of transcription by RNA polymerase II
Molecular function (GO): DNA-binding transcription repressor activity, RNA polymerase II-specific; RNA polymerase II cis-regulatory region sequence-specific DNA binding
Source: RefSeq, a predicted model, not a curated record